Messenger RNA from Leptosomus discolor (cuckoo roller), 365 nucleotides. The record is from RefSeq and is a predicted model, not a curated record. NCBI's taxonomy places the organism in Eukaryota, Metazoa, Chordata, Aves, Leptosomiformes, Leptosomidae.
UUUCGGCAAUGAAGCAUCCUGUAAAAAACGAGAGGAUUAUUUGGAAUGGCCUGAAUAUUUUAUGGCAGUAGCUUUUCUGUCAGCACAAAGAAGCAAGGAUCCAAGUUCUCAGGUUGGUGCCUGCAUUGUAAAUUCAGAAAACAAGAUUGUUGGAAUUGGAUACAAUGGGAUGCCUAAUGGCUGCAGUGAUGAUGUGCUACCCUGGACAAGAACAGCAGCACAUAGACUAGACACAAAAUACCCUUAUGUGUGCCAUGCCGAAUUGAAUGCCAUCAUGAACAAAAACUCAGCUGAUGUAAAAGGCUGCAGCAUGUAUGUUGCCUUAUUUCCGUGUAAUGAAUGUGCAAAGCUCAUCAUCCAGGCAG